AUGAUGAUGCUCGAUCUGGAUGGAGAUGGAGAGGUGGACUUCAUGGAAUUCAUGGAAUUUAUUACAGAUGUCACUACUGAGCUACAGGACAUGUAUAUCCAUAAUGUGAUGAGAUACAGAAGGCCUCCAAAGUUUGGCGCUCAGACUCGAUCUGAGAGAGCAAUCGUUGCCUUGAUUAAGGUAUUUCAUAAGUACGCAGGUAAAGGUGGUGACCCGUUCUGCCUGGAAACAAAGGAGCUCAGACAACUUUUAAGGAAAGAGAUGCCAACCGUGAACCCCUGUUUAGAAGGUAAUAACCACUUCAGAGAAAUCCUCAGCAAGUUGGAAAGCAAUGGCAGAGGUACGGUGGACUUCAAAGAGUUCAUGUCAUUUGUGGCGAACUUUGCUGUGGUGGUGGAGUUUUCCUUACUUAACGAGCCCAAGAUGGAUGAAGACUGA
Molecule: messenger RNA, 438 nt
Organism: Bufo gargarizans (Asiatic toad)
Lineage: Eukaryota; Metazoa; Chordata; Amphibia; Anura; Bufonidae
Product: protein S100-B-like
Exons: 3
Coding region: 1-438 (145 amino acids)
Molecular function (GO): transition metal ion binding; calcium ion binding
Source: RefSeq, a predicted model, not a curated record